GCAAGAUUUCCAGGGGACGAGCUGUUCAGAGUCUUCAGUACAAGUAGGAGUAGAGAUCUCUGAGCCUGCGUUUCUUAGCCAGAAGCGGCCUCCAUAAUUCUCCUCGCCUCCAUUUUAUCUUCACAACAAUCCUGUAAGGCCCUGGAAGAGCGCUGGAUUCCCCAUCCAGAUUCGUUCGUCUUUGGGGCGGAGUGGAAAGGGCUACUAUGGAUCCUGCUCAGAGGCUGGCGAUCUUUGAAGAGGCAGCUGAGCAUUUUGCCAACAGACGGCCGGUUCUGCCAGAUUUUAGCCGAAACACUCUUUGCAGGAAUGCAGUGGGAAACGCUGGGAACACGUCCUCUCUUGCUGACAGACAAGACAGUGAAGACUGCGGAGCACUGCCUGAGGCUUCAUUGGAAGUGAUCAAGAUGGAAGGAGGAGAACCUGGGAAUCCAGAGGAAUUAAGGGACCAGGAGAAAAGCCAGGCCCAAAAUUGGGAUAUUGUUGACUGCGAUAAUGAUGCCCAGGCAGAUCGGAUAUCAGUCCGACAGGACAAUUGCAAAGAAACAAGAAUUGAGUGCCUGGUGUGUGGGAAGACAUUCAGUUCUAAAUCAAACCUUAAUAUGCAUUUCAAAAUCCACACUGCAGAGAAACCAUAUAAAUGCUUGGAAUGUGGAAAAAGCUUCAGUGACAGCCGAAGCCUCACUUUGCAUCAAAGAAUCCACACAGGAGAGAAACCCUAUAAAUGCUUGGAGUGUGGAAAGAGCUUCAGCCGGAGCACAACUCUUUCUACACAUCAAAGAAUUCACAGAGGGGAGAAACCCUAUAAAUGCCUGGAGUGUGGAAAGAGCUUCAGUGAUAGCACCAGCCUUAGUUCCCAUCAAAGAAUCCACACAGGUGAGAAACCUUUUCACUGCUUAGUGUGUGGAAAGAGUUUUCCUUACAGUGCAAGUCUUACUACACAUCAAAGAAUCCAUACAGGAGAGAAACCAUAUAAAUGCCAAGAGUGUGGAAAAGGCUUCAGUGAUAGCACAAGCCUCAGUAGACAUCAAAGAAUCCACACAGGAGAGAAACCAUAUAAAUGCCUGGAAUGUGGAAAAAGCUUCAGUGAUAGUACAAAUCUUCAUUCACAUCAGAGAACUCACACAGGGGAGAAACCAUAUAAAUGUCUUGAGUGUGGGAAGAGCUUUGCUUACAGUGCAACUCUUAGCAGACAUCAAAGAAUCCACACAGGAGAGAAACCAUAUAAAUGCUUGGAGUGUGGGACAAGCUGCCGUGAUAAUGCAAGCCUUCGUUCACACCAACGGAUACACACAGGUGAAAAACCAUAUAAAUGCCUGGAGUGUGGAAAAUGUUUUAGUCGGAGUGAACAUCUUACUUCACAUCAGAGAGUGCAUACAGGGGAGAAACCAUACAAAUGUCAAGAAUGUGGAAUGAGCUUCAGUCACAGUUCAGCUCUCACUUCUCAUCAGAGAAAUCACUCUGGGGACAAGCCAUAUAAAUGCCAAGAGUGUGGGAAGAGCUUUAGUCACAGCUCAGUCCUUACUUCGCAUCAGAGAAGCCACUCUGGGGACAAGCCAUACAAAUGCCUGGAAUGUGGCGAGAGCUUCAGCCACAGAACGUACCUUAGUUCACAUGAAAGAAUUCACAAGCCAGAGAAACCAUUUAAAUGCUUGGAAUGUGGAAUGAGCUUUAGUCAGAGCCCAAGCUUUAUUAGACAUAAGAGGAUCCACACAGGGGAGAAACCCUAUAAAUGUCUAGAGUGUGGGAAGAGCUUCAGUGUGAGCUCCAGCCUGACUUCACAUCGAAGAAUGCACACUGGGGAGAAACCAUUUAAAUGCUUGGAGUGUGGAAUGAGCUUCAGUCAGAACUCAAACCUCAAUUUACAUCAGAGAAUCCACUCAGGGGACAAGCCAUACAAAUGCAUUCAGUGCGGGAAAAGCUUCAGCAAUAGUACACGCCUUAAUUCUCAUGAAAGGAUCCACACAGGGGAGAAACCUUUUAAAUGCUUGGAAUGUGGAAAGCGCUUCAGGUGGAGCAAAGUUCUUACUAGGCAUCAAAGAAUCCACACUGGAGAAAGACCCUUUAAAUGCCUGGAGUGUGGAAAGAGCUUUGGAAGGAGCACAGACCUUUCAUCACAUCAGAGAUUCCAUACAGGAGAGAAACCAUAUAAAUGCCUGAAGUGUGGAAAGAGUUUCAUGUGGAGCUCCCAUUUUACUGCCCACCGCAGAAUGCAUGCAGAGGAGACGCAAUAAAAUACUUGUUGUGAUGGAUGUUUUCAUAAUACAUCUGUUGCAUGAAUCAGUCAGCACUCAGCCCUUAUUAAAAUACUAGGGAACCCACUAGUAGAGAAUCUGUAACAUACUCCAUCUGUGCUGUGAAGCCUUUGUGAUAUAUCUGGCAUCAGGGUUUUUUAUUAUUUGUAAGCCAGCCAUAAGGGUGAAACACCAUGUCUAAAGACUAAAAUAAGAGGUUUCUGCUGUCACUGAAAUCAAUGAAAAUCCAAAAACCAGUUGCCCUAUUUAUCUUUUUUCUCAGAAACACACUCCGUUUAGAAUGUGAAAACAAGUAUAAUUGGUUGUGCUGGUGGGGAAAUAAUUCAUUCUGCUUGACAAUCCCUGCAGCUAUGCUUUGUCAGGAUAAGGUGGAGGAGAUCCGUAAAAAUAUAUAAAUAAAUCUCAAGAAUGAUAAGCACGUGGUCAUGACACUUGAACUAUGGGUGGAUUGGCAAAAUCUGGUUCAUGAUGCUCAUGGAAAGGUAUUGGCUUAUGAGAAAUACUGGGAUGGAAAUAGAACUUUACCAGACAAAUUUAGAAAGGCACAGUAUCCUUUUAUUAUAUACUGGAAUAAAACCAAACAGGAGGAAAUCUUGAAUUAUAUUUGAAGGACGUGGCUUUGUUAAGAGAUUGAAUAUAGGAAACUGUGAGGUAUAUAAUAAUGCUGAAAGAAAGGGUUGGUAAGAUACCACAAAGCAUUGAUUAUCUUGGGAUACAGCAGUGUGGUGAUGUUAGAAUAUAUCUGUAUAUACAAUGCUAUGUUUAUACACCGGCUCACUGAACUAAGUGAAUUGUUAUUUAAGGCUCAGUUAUCUCACUGUUUGCUAUGACAUAUAGUACAUGAUAAGAAAUCAGGAAAAGAAAAGAAUGAUAGACACAAGUACCAAUUACAGCACACAUAAUUUAAAACAAUUUUUUUAGACGUUGCUGAGUAAUGUAAGAACUGUAGUUAAUAUCUUGACAUCCUAAAAGCUAGAAAAUGGUAUAUGUUGAAUAAACCAAUGUCAGUUUCUUCACAGGUUCAUUUUGAACAAAAAAGUGGUACCAAUAUUUGUCCAUUCCAAUGGCCUGAGAUGGGUUUCUCUCCAAGUUUAAGUAAACCUUUCUCAUGGAAUACAUGAGAAUACAAGUAUCAUUGUUAUGAACGAGAUGAUAAGAUUAGUCUGAAAGAUGUACUAUAAAAAUAGGAGCAGAUGCCUUGCAAAUAUGAAAUUGAAGCCGUUGUCAAACUUGCUUUCCUUUUAUUCAACCAGUGUUUUGUUCCAGACAAGGGUCUGCGGCAGCAUAUUAUAAAAUGCACACAUGUUCUUAAACUAAAGGUACAGGCUAGUCUCACAUACACCUGGGUUAAGAUGUGGGAUAUAGCUAAUCUGUCGAAUAGCAUUGCCAGAAAGUUCUUGGCACACCUGAGGUUAAAAAAACAACGUGAGCUGGACAUGGUUUUUAUCUCAUGUGAGCGGU
Messenger RNA from Eublepharis macularius, 3716 nucleotides. Its product is annotated as zinc finger protein 883-like. NCBI's taxonomy places the organism in Eukaryota, Metazoa, Chordata, Lepidosauria, Squamata, Eublepharidae. Gene Ontology annotation, molecular function: DNA-binding transcription activator activity, RNA polymerase II-specific; RNA polymerase II cis-regulatory region sequence-specific DNA binding. Bases 207 to 2234 code for a protein of 675 amino acids. Gene Ontology annotation, biological process: regulation of transcription by RNA polymerase II. The record is from RefSeq and is a predicted model, not a curated record. Gene Ontology annotation, cellular component: nucleus. The transcript has 5 exons.